UGUCCAGCCUGCCUGGCGCAGGCAUGAUUCCUCGCUUACGAGACGGACCGUCACCCCCUGGAAGUGUCACCAGCGAAGAUUUCUCCUGACCAAUCAGAAGCUCCAGGAUCAGAAGGCGGAGUUUGAGAAGUAUCGAGACAAACUGAUCCAGGGGUACCAGGAGGAGAAGAUCAAACUGGACAAGGAGAACCAGGAUCUCCAGAAGCAACUGUCAGCGGCAGACGAGUACAGGGCCAAGUAUUUUAAGAAGGAGGAGGAGACGGAGGAGUUUGCCGGUCUCACCACGCAGGAACUAGCCAAAGUCAAACAUCUGGUACUUCACGACAACUCUUUCUCACGUCUGCUGCAUGGGGAACUCUUCUGUCUUUGGUGGUUGGUUGUUCCAUGCGUUCACGAACCGUGACCUCAGUGCUUUCGUCUUGUCUUAUCUCCAUUUUUUUUUA
Aplysia californica (California sea hare) is the source of this 443-nucleotide messenger RNA. RefSeq lists its product as uncharacterized. The record is from RefSeq and is a predicted model, not a curated record. Lineage: Eukaryota; Metazoa; Mollusca; Gastropoda; Aplysiida; Aplysiidae.